Sciurus carolinensis (gray squirrel) is the source of this 3701-nucleotide messenger RNA. It is a transcript of the gene Ccdc15, whose product is annotated as coiled-coil domain containing 15. Gene Ontology annotation, cellular component: centrosome. The record is from RefSeq and is a predicted model, not a curated record. NCBI's taxonomy places the organism in Eukaryota, Metazoa, Chordata, Mammalia, Rodentia, Sciuridae. The coding region runs from base 256 to 3084 and encodes 942 amino acids. The transcript is spliced from 18 exons.
GUAGUGGAGGGGCGGGGCGGAGCGGCCCGCCCAAAAGUGGCGGUUUACUCGAGGUGGUUUCCUUAGUGUCCAUCGUAGUUUGAGUCACUGGCGAGCUCAGGACUGAUUCUGCGUCAGUACUGCUUGAGCAGGAGUGGGCUCCCGCGUCCUCUGAAGCAGGCUGUUUAUCUGGCCCGGAAGUCGUGGGUUCAGCGCUUCUCUCCAUAUCCGAAUCCCGAUUACAGUAUUGGGACUCUGCUUCAGACCCAGUCACAGAUGCCAGGACGUAUGGCUCCCCUCAAGAAAUCUCAGAAUACCACAAAGUUGCCCCAGGCUUUAAACCCCAUGAAGAACAAGGACAUGUUAGCAGUGCUGGCUGAGAGGAAUCAAGCUGUAGUACCUGUUGGGGUAUGGGUGGAACCUGCCUCCCCCAGUAGUUCGGAAAUCCCAGCAUAUACUUCAGCACAUAUGAUUGAAGAAGAACUAAAGGAACAACUAAGAAAAAAACAAGAAGCUUUGAAACAUUUUCAGAGACAAGUCAAAUACCGAGUAAAUCAACAAAUUAGGCUGAAAAAACAGCAGCAACUUCAGAAGUCUUUUGAAGCAGCAGAAAAAGAAGGCUCUAUAGCAAUGCAAUCUUCAGAUCCAGCACACUUUACUCCUAAAGGGACAAGUAUUUUUCCAAGCAAUUUGAAUGCUGCUAUUGGAAGUUCUAGGUUUCCCCCUUCCCAGAUAUUUGGGGGUGCAGUAAAAGAUGGAGAGAAUGAGAAUGAAUUAUUCCAACAACAAGCCCAGGCUCUUAGUCAAACCAUGAAACUAGCACGUCACCGGCUGGCAUCCCAUAAAACUGUGAGUAAAGAAAAGCCAUCAGUGUUUCCAGAUGGUUGGAGGAAAAGCUUUCCCACCCAACAGGAAUCUGACAGUGAGGAAGUGUUAUCUGUUACAACAGAUGAGAAAGGGAGAGGCGAUUUGUUUUGGGGAGACAAGCAGAGUCUCUUCUUUGAAGACAGUGAUAAGCCCUUUAGCAGAAUUCAGAAAGUAAAAUUCAAAAAUCCAUUAUUUGUUGUGAUAGAAGAGAAAGAACAAAAGCAGUCACAUUUUCAGGGCCUUGAAGCCCAGGAUUAUCCUCUGGAAACCAAAGGAGAUCUGCCAGAAACCCAGGAUGAUUUGAUAGAAGUUCAGAGUGUUGAACCUGAAACUCAGAGUGUUGAGCCAGAUGUCCAGGCUGUUGAUCUGGAGGUUCAAGCUGUUGAGCCAGAAGGCCAGGCCAUUGAGCCAGAAGUCCAGUCUAUUAAGACAGAAACUUGGAGUAUUAUGAUAAAAGCUAAUAGCACUGGGCUAGAAGAUGGGAAUAUUGAGUUGAAAGCACAGGAUUUUCCACCUGAAAACCAGGUCUUUUUGCCCAAAUAUCAGGACCAAGAUUCUCUACCCAGAGACCCCUGUGUUCUCCCUAAAGACCAGAAUAUUCUACCCAAAUAUCAGGACCAGAAUUUUCUACAUAAAGACCAGGAUUUUCUAUCCGGAGACCAGAAUAUUUUACCCAUAUGUCAGGACCAAGAUUUUCUACAUGAUGACCAGGAUUUUGUAUGCAGAGACCAAUGUGUUCUUCCCAAAGACCAGAAUAUUCUACUCAAACGCCAGGAUCAGAAUUUUCUCCCUAAUGAUCAGUGCGUUCUCCUCAAAGAUGAGAAUCUUCUACACAAAUGUCAGGAGCAGGAUUUUCCACUCAAAGAUCAGGAAAAAUAUAUCUGGCAGCAGCCAUUAUUGGCUUUGAGAGUUGAAAGAUGGAAAAAGGAAUGGCCCACAAGUACAGAACCAUAUCUUUCACACAGGUUCCAAGGCCAGCACUCUACUGGAGAUCAGUUAGAGCAAAAGGAGGAAGAGGAUCAACAGGAAAAAACAAAUUUGAAGCAGCCAGCAACACUUUUGAUAGGUAGGCAAGGGAGAGAAGAGCUUCCUAUGGAUGUCAUACAUCAAGAUCUGGGCAGUCAUCAGCAGGCCUCCAUCAGGGUCAAGAAAGUACAUUUUCAGGAGCCAUUUUCUGAUACGACAGAUGAGGAAGGGAGAGAAGACUUUUCUCUGGCAGGUUAUCAGUGUCUGCCUUCCCAAACCCAAUUUCAGGACUUCAUCAGAGAGCAGGACAGAAGAGAGAGUAAGAGAGGAAUUGCCUUUGCAGUAUCAUUAGUAUGUUCACCUAAGACCCAGGACCAAACCUCCCCUGGAGAACAGGUGGAGCCACAUACAGAAGAAGGACUAUCACUUUCUAAGAGAAGACCAGUUAAGAUUAAAAAGCUUAUUAGACAACCUGCAUCUUUGGAGAAAAUGGAGACUGGGAGCUUACACUUUAGGCAACAGCCAUCUGUUGAAACAGCUGAAAGAUGGCAAGAGGACUUGCUUCUGAAUCGCCAUCAGCAUCAUCUACCCAGAUAUCAGAGAGACACUUGCGUCAGACGACAGGUUUAUAAUGAGCAUCAGUCAGGACUGAGCAAUGAAUUCCAAACUCCAUUGGCAUUUCAGUCUGGAGUAGAUCAAGAGGAAGACAAGAAAGAGCGUCAAAAGCAGUAUCUAAGACACAGAAGACUUUUCAUGGAUAUUGAGAGAGAACAAGUAAAAGAACAAAAAAGACAAAAGGAACAAAAGAAGAAAAUUGAAAAAAUUAAGAAAAAGAAAGAGCAACAACGUUAUGCUGAAGAGCAGAAGAUCCUAAAAAUGAACUUCAAUGAAGAACCACAUUCAGGGGAAAAAAUGCCUGGUAUGUUAGCCCAGUUACAACUUGAAGAACAGAAAGAAGCUAGAGAAAAACUGCAACAACAGAGAGAAAAGAAUUUUUAUAGAUACGUAGAAGCAUUACGUGCCCAGGUCCAGGAGAAAAUGCAGCUGUAUAAUAUUACUUUACCUCCUCUAUGCUGUUGUGGUCCUGAUUUUUGGGAUGCUCAUCCUGACACCUGUGCCAACAAUUGUAUUUUCUAUAAAAACCACAGAGCAUAUCAUCGGGCACUGCAUUCAGUCAUCAGUUCCUCUGAUAUCUCCGAGGGAAACGCAACUCUUCGAAAUGCCAUUCAUAAUUUUGUUUCUGCACACAAACGGACUUUGAAAAAUCUAUAAUAUGAAUCUGAAAUCAGCUGAAUCAACUGGUAGUAUUUCAAUCUUCAUUUAAAAUUAACUCUGAGAAAUUGCUUUGGAAAAACUGUUUGUGUCAGAUGUGUUAUUUAGAAAGAAAUACUAUUCUACAUUAUAACUAUCCCUGCAAUUAGAUCUCUGCCUUGGGACCAGGGUUGAAAGUUGACUUCCAAAUUUGUCUCUUCUUUGGUGUGAGCCAUAGCGAAACUGUAAUUUUAAAAAAUGAUCAGACAAGGAAGGUCUCUUCAUUUGCUCUGCUCUGAUCAGAAGAGUUUGUGAGAAAUCUUUGAGAUUAUCUUAUUUAUGAUCUUUCCAAAAAUGUGCCUUUGAGUCUUGACACUAUUGAAAAUGUCUGAAUGAGGCAGAAAAGAAUGAAAUGGGUUUCUGAGCAUCUAUAUAGCCAUUAGCUUUUCUAAUUGUGUACAACAAUUAGAAAUGAGAAUAAUCUGAAUUUUAUGCACCUUUUCUUCUCAGAAUAUUCUCUAUCCUGGUUUUUGUUUUAAAUUAUUGCCUCUUUCCCCAUUCAGUGACAUUGGAUAUAGGGUUUUUUUAGUUAUAUUUUGUAUUGCAAAAAAAGUCAAAUAAACUAAGUUCAAUCUUGC